UUUUUUUUAAUUUAACAAAUUAUCAUAAUGAGUGACAUCAAAUACAACUUGAAGAAUCCUGGUGUGAAACGAAUUAUGCAAGAAGCAAAAGAACUUGCCAAUGAUAAUACCUAUGAAUAUAGCGCUUUUCCAUUAGAAGAGAAUAUAUUUGAAUGGCAUUUUACUGUACGUGGACCAAAGGAUACAGAGUUUGAAGAAGGAAGAUAUCACGGUCGUAUUUUGUUACCUACUGAAUACCCUUUCAAGCCACCAGAAAUCAUUUUUUUGACAGCUAAUGGUCGUUUCCAACUUCAUACAAAGAUUUGCCUUAGUAUCACAGGAUUUCAUCCCGAGUAUUGGCAACCUGCCUGGGGAAUUCGUACAGUUUUACUUGCAAUUAUUGGAUUUUUCCCUACUGAAUCACGAGGAGCUAUUGGUGGAUUAGAUUAUCCAAAAGAAGAACGUCAAAGAUUAGCAAAAUUGUCAGUUGGAUGGACCUGUCCAAUUUGUGGAAUAAAUACUAAAGAUGCAUUAAGUAAUAUACUACCUGAAAAGCAGACUCAUUUAAAGGAAGAAUUACCGGAGUUUGUAUUAGCCUGUAAAGAAGAAAACAAAUUAGAUGAGAAAGGAAACAAUAGCAAUAGUAGUCAGCAAGAAAAAGAAAACAUUAACUCUAAAGAGGAUAGUAAAUGUUGUAUUCAAGACUCAGCUAAUAAUAAUAAAUCAUUACAAAUAGUAGAACAAGAGACUUCUUCUAUUGGAGAUUCAUGUCAAGUUGACCCGGAAAUUCGAUCUGCCCGUGUAAUAGCAGUUACCCAAAAUAAUGCCAGUCCUGCUACUACAGCAAGAAAUUCAUCUCAAGCAGUACCUUUAUGGCUCGAUGCGUUAAUUGCAGGGCUAGUUUCAUUUAUUAUAGUUUUAAUUUAUCGUAAAUAUUCUUUCUAGCCCUAAUGAUUAAGUAUACCCUACCCUCUCUUUUUCCCCCUCUUUUCUAUAAACUACAAUUAUAUUCUUUAAGCAUAAAUAUAUUGCAUAUAUAAUAUAAGUUUAUGGUUGUUUAGCGUUGAAAAUGUAUACUAAUAAAUUAUCUCAAUAAUUUAUAUUUUACAUUUA
Cokeromyces recurvatus is the source of this 1092-nucleotide messenger RNA. RefSeq names its product ubiquitin-conjugating enzyme/RWD-like protein. NCBI's taxonomy places the organism in Eukaryota, Fungi, Mucoromycota, Mucoromycetes, Mucorales, Mucoraceae. The coding region runs from base 28 to 924 and encodes 298 amino acids. The transcript is spliced from 7 exons. Gene Ontology annotation, molecular function: metal ion binding. The record is from RefSeq and is a predicted model, not a curated record.